This is a messenger RNA of Plodia interpunctella (Indianmeal moth), 1433 nucleotides long. RefSeq lists its product as uncharacterized. The transcript has a single exon. Gene Ontology annotation, molecular function: cytochrome-b5 reductase activity, acting on NAD(P)H. Lineage: Eukaryota; Metazoa; Arthropoda; Insecta; Lepidoptera; Pyralidae. The coding region runs from base 147 to 1031 and encodes 294 amino acids. The record is from RefSeq and is a predicted model, not a curated record.
AAUUCUUAUAACUACCAUUAUAAUUGGCUAAAAAAAUCUAGACAACAAUCUCUUGAAAAUGUGAUGAAAAGAAGAUCAGUGGCUCGACCUCACAUCACAACUCUGAUGAAUACUUGAUAGUUUUCUCUGUCUACAACGAAUGAACCAUGAAGCCUCCUUUGGAACCAAGCAAAGAAGAUUGUUGUAAUAGUGGUUGCAAUCCAUGUAUAUUUGAUGUAUAUGAAAAACAGUUAGCUUUAUACAAUAAAUAUUUAGAAAGUGGCGAACUUCCAGGAGAUCCUCAAAAAAAUGCUAUAUCUCAAACUAAAUAUACGAAUUUCAUUGUUAUAGAAAAUUUGCACAUAAGUGAAUCACAUAGGCUGCUUAAGUUUAGAAAUAAAUUAGGUGGUAAUGAAAAAGUUUUUUGGAAACCAGGUGAUCACUUUCUUGUUAAGUUUUCGUCCGAAAGUAUCUCAUGUAGCAGAGCUUAUACACCAAUAAAAUUGAAAUGUAAUGAAGACAACUUUGAUUUUUUAGUUGUAGUUAAAAAAUAUGAAAAUGGUCUUGUUUCUAAAUAUUUAUUUAAUUUAAAGCUAGGAGAGGAUACAUUAUGGCGUGGUCCCUAUGGAUCUUAUGAUAUGAAUCCCAACAAAUUUAAGAGGAUAUUUAUGAUUGCCCAGGGUACAGGGAUAGCUCCUUUUAUUUCUAUUAUUGAAGAAAUUUUAAAUAAUGAAGAUGAUUUUACUAAAUUGUUCCUGUAUUACAGUUGCCGUAGUUUAGAAGAUGUUUUGUUUAGAGAUUGUUUAUAUUCUUUUAAAUCCUUCUGGAAUUUUUCAUACACAAUAUUCCUGAAGGUGCCAACAGAUAAUGAUGGCUUUAAGUAUCAGGAACCAAUUAGAAAUUAUAAAUUAAAUAACAAUGAUUUUGCUAGCAUCAGACCAUUUAAUGUAGAUGACCAAUUUCUGGUGUGUGGAUCUACAAAGUUCAUGGAAUCUUAUAGAGACUGGUUGUUAGUAACAGAAAAUUUUCAAGGAGACAUUAAACUGUUUUAGUUAUAAUUAUGCAGCACCUACAUAUUAUUUAAUUCCUUGGAAAAGAAGAUUAACAUUAAAACCCCUUUCAUCCAAAUAUAUCUAUAUAGAGGCUAAAAUUGUUAUUAGAAACGACAAAUGUAAAAUACUGAACAUAUAUUACUAGCUGCGGCCUGGGCUUCGCUCCCGUGUUAAUUUCGGGAUGUGUUAUUACAGGUUAUAUUUUACCUGUAUACCAAAUUUCACUUAUAAUAUUAGUAGGAUUGGAGUUCCAAUAGGAUCGAAUCCAGUUAGCUUACUAGCUAGUUACUAGAAGUAGCAAUAUUUGUUGUUGUUAAUAUCUACUAAUUGUUGUGUUCCUUGUUAUAAGCUUAGAAGCAUGGGUUAUUUUUUUAAUAAAUAAUUUUUAUUUUUUAUAAACCA